Molecule: messenger RNA, 370 nt
Organism: Onychostruthus taczanowskii (white-rumped snowfinch)
Lineage: Eukaryota; Metazoa; Chordata; Aves; Passeriformes; Passeridae
Gene: PRF1
Product: perforin 1
Exons: 1
Source: RefSeq, a predicted model, not a curated record
GCUCAGGAGGCGUCCGACUGCCUGCGGGCCGAGCUGACCUUCGGGGCGGUCAGCGCGGCCGCGGCCGCAUGCCGGACGGCGCGGGCGGCCACCGAGGGCAACGUCAGCUUCGCCGAGUUCUUCGGCCAGCGGCUGCUGGAGGUGGACGGAGGCGCCGACCGCGACGGCGACCCGGCCUUCGGCCGGCCGGAGGAUUUCUCGCGGUGGCUCAAGAGCGUGCCCGAGGCUCCGGCCGUGGUGGAGGCUGACCUCUGGCCGCUGCACGCCCUGCUGGCCCCCGGCGACCCCCGGCGCCGGGCGCUGCGCGCCGCCGUCCGCAGCUACGUGGCGGCCAAAGCGCUGAGGGUCAACUGCAGCUGCGGCCGGAGCG